CUGGAUGGCCAGUUGAUCAGAUUAGAGGCGUCAGGGCUGGUUAAUCUGUAAAGGAGGGGACACAGACCGCCACUCACGCUGCUCUAAAGUCACCGCUCCCAUUCACCGGCGGAGAGGCGGAGAGCGCGGCGGGGAAUUUCCCCCUCUCUCUCUUCUUUUUUUUUAAAAAAAAACAAUGGAUACCUGCAGGGUACGAGCCUGGGUGUUUCUGCUCUUAUUCUGGCAGGACGGGUCUCUGGCAUCGCAGUUUCCGACACAGCUCAUGAUUAAAGAAUGGGUUGAUCAGAUGCAGAAAGAGCUCGUCACCCUGGCGGACACCGCCACAGCCGGGAAGAGCCUCACUCAGAUUUUCCUGAGCAACCAAAACCUGUACACUGUGGAGCAAAAUGACGCAGAGGAGCUGGUGGCCAGAGCGGCAACAAAAAUUGAGCAGCUGCUGCGGAAGAGGUCCGCUGCCUUGGAGAAACUGGCCACAGCUGCUGAGAACUUCCAGAUGGAGCAUCAGUGGAGAGACGAGUUUGAGGAUGAUGAAAUCGGCUACUACAACGCCAAAGACAACCUGGAUGCAAAUGAGACAGAGGGGAGAAAAUACAGGAUCCGACCAGACUUUAAAGAGGACUCGUUAUUUAGACGACUGACCGACCACAACCACACGGCCGUCCACAUCCCCACUGACAUAUAUGAUGGCUCCACCAUUGUGCUGAAUGAGCUGAACUGGACCGAGGCUUUGGAGGACGUGUUUCGAAAGAAUAGAGAGGAUGACCCCACGCUCCUCUGGCAGGUGUUUGGUAGCGCUACAGGCCUGGCUCGCUACUACCCAGCCUCUCCCUGGAUGGAUGCUCGGAAGACGCCCAGUAAAAUCGACUUGUAUGAUGUCCGCAGGAGGCCAUGGUACAUUCAAGGAGCCUCCUCACCCAAAGACAUGCUAAUCCUCGUGGAUGCAAGCGGGAGCGUGUCUGGCUUGACUCUCAAACUGAUCAGGACUUCUGUCAGUGAGAUGCUGGAAACUCUCUCUGACGACGACUAUGUCAACGUGGUUUAUUUUAAUACCAGGGUGAAGAAAACGGCGUGUUUCGAACACCUGGUGCAGGCCAACGUGAGGAACAAGAAGCUGCUGAAGGACGCCGUGCAGAACAUCACGGCGAAGGGAAUCACCAACUACACAAAAGGCUUCGAGUUUGCUUUCGAGCAGCUGUCUGUGAUGAAUGUGAGCAGAGCAAACUGCAAUAAGAUCAUCAUGCUGUUCACGGACGGAGGCGAGGAAAGAGCUCAGGCCAUAUUGGAGAAGUACAAUGCUGACAAAAAGGUGAGGAUCUUCACCUUCUCGGUAGGACAGCACAACUACGAUAAAGGACCCAUUCAGUGGAUGGCCUGUUCCAACAAAGGUUACUUCUAUGAGAUUCCUUCAAUUGGAGCCAUCAGAAUAAACACACAGGAGUACCUGGAUGUCCUGGGAAGACCGAUGGUUCUGGCCGACCAGCAGGCCAAACAAGUCCAGUGGACUAACGUGUACCUCGAUGCUCUGGAACUUGGACUGGUCAUCACUGGAACACUUCCGGUCUUCAAUAAAACAAAGACCAGAGACGACAAGAAUGGCGAGUACCAGAAUCAGUUGAUUCUUGGCGUAAUGGGAAUUGACGUUUCUCUUGGCGACAUCAAGAAGCUCACACCACGCUUCACGAUUGGUCCAAAUGGUUACUACUUUGCCAUUGAUCCCAAUGGAUAUGUCCUGCUGCAUCCCAAUCUCCAGCCAAAGAAUCCCAAAUUCCAGGAACCAGUUACCCUGGACUUCUUGGAUGCUGAACUCGAGAAUGACAUCAAAGUGGAGAUCAGGAGAAUGAUGAUCGACGGUGAGACAGGCGAGCGGACCAUUGACACUCUGGUUAAAACACAGGAUGAGAGGUACAUAGAUCGAGGAGUCAGGACCUACACGUGGGCUCCGGUCAAUGGAACAGAUUACAGCCUGGCUCUUGCUCUGCCUAAGUACAGUGAACACUUCAUUCAAGCUAAGCUGGGGGAUGACAUGAGAGAAGCCAUGUCCAUGGACACCAUACAGCUGGAGAGGUUCGAGGAGUUUGGUUACACUUACAUCGCUCCAAGGGAGUACUGCAAAGAGCUGAAGCUGUCACCCAACAACACACAGUUUCUCCUCGACUUCAGUCAGUACAUUGACAGAAACACUCCAAAUGCAUGUAACGUGUCCUUGGUGAGCCGACUGAUCCUGGAUGCAGGGCUGACAGCAGAACUGGUUAAACUUUGGAAUGAGCAGACAGUGGAUGGGAUCCUGGCCAGGUUCGUAGCCACAGAUGGAGGAAUCACAAGAGUCUACCCAAAGAGUGCUGGGGAAGAGUGGAUGGAAAAUUCAGAGACGUAUGAGUCAAGCUUCUACAAAAGGACCCUAGACAAUGAGAUAUAUAUUUUCACAGCUCCGUCUUUCAACACAGCAGAGGGCAGGGAGCCCGUUUCUGAGUCGGGUAUUCUAGUGAGCAAAGCGGUGGAGGUCACGAUUAACGAAGUCACGCUCAAACCAGCAGUGGUGGGAGUGAAACUCAAUGUGUCAUUUUGGAUGAACAGUUUCAUGAAUGCUACAUUGAAGCUAAAUUGCAAGGAUGAGAUCUGUGGCUGUCUGAGGAAUGACAAGCAUGUUGACUGUGUAAUACUGGACGAUGGGGGAUUCCUUCUUAUUUCCAAUCAGGAUGAGUAUAUCAACCUGAUAGGUCAGUUCUUUGGAGAGGUGGACCCUGUGCUGAUGAUCAACCUGGUCAACACCUCCCUGUACUCCUUCAACAAGACCUACGACUACCAGUCUGUGUGCGACCCCGAGAAAGACAGCAAGGCUGCGGCAGGACCUCGCUCCGUUUAUGUGCCUACCAUUGCAGACUUGCUCAGUAUUGGCUGGUGGGCCUCCAGUGCUGCCUGGUCGAUACUUCAGCAGCUCUUCUUUGGUAUUAUAUUCCCAAACCUUCUAGACGCAGCGGAGACAGCCGAGGAAGACGUACCAGAUACCAUGUUCAAGGAAAGCUGCAUCACAGAGCAGACUCAGUACUUCUUUGACAAUGAUGAAAGAUCCUACUCAGGUGUCCUGGACUGUGGAAACUGUUCCAGGAUGUACCGUGCCGAGAAGCUGCCACACACCAACCUAGUGUUCCUGAUCACCGAUGCCAAGGCAACAUGUUUGUCCUGUGACCCCAGACCGCUACGACAGGCUGAACAACCCUCUGAAGGGCCUGAUCCAUGCGAGCUGGCUCAGAACCCCAGAUAUCGCAAAGGGCCGGACGUGUGUUUUGACAACAACGACAAUGAUGAACCCUUGUGUCCAAUCAGCAGAUGUUCUGCAUUGAGCCCUUCACCUCUUUUGUUGUUUCUGGUGCUGAGUUCAGGGAGGAUGAUUCUGACUGUGGGGGCGGGACCUGCUUAAGCCCGUGUCUUUGGCCAAUGCUCGGGCUUCAACUGCUGCUUCUGUGGCACUUCACAUCUUUGCAACACUUAUGACCCCUACACACACACACACACACACACACACACACACACAUUCAUCCAUUCACAAACUGAUCAUCAUCCCAUUUCACAAGAGGCCAGAAGACACUCCAGUUCUGCCAUCCAGGAUGUAUAGAGAAUAUGUGCAAUGAGACAUUUUCAUCAGCGUUUCCAUUUUUCCAAUGCCAAAGGGUGCUCAUGCAUUUCCUCCUCGUCAUUUCCAAAAAACAGAGACACAUUUACUGUGCUCAGCUGCGCUCACUCCCAUGAUAUACUCCUUAACACUCUCCUAUGGUGCAAGAGUAAGAGCUAACCAAACCCUUUAAUUCUGCCUCAUUUGUUUCUCGGAGUUCUUUUAGCGGAGGUUGCAGAGUUGUCUCCACUAUGCCAACUGAAUAUCAUGAAAAGACUGUACGUCCACUGACAGCGUUGAUUUGUGUAGUUGUCGAUAUCGUUUGUUGCUUAUUAUACUUAUUGCGUAUGAAUCAUUAUGCUGUAAUGAUCUGUUUAUUUUGGCAACCAGUGCAACUAAUAAGAAUAUCCCUUCUGUUUGAGUGUUUUUAAAUGUACUGUACCUAUCUAUUUAUCUCUGUUUUUUUGUUUUUUUUGUUCUUACUCAAAAAUCAACUAGCAUUUUGUGACUAGAUGGGUGUUGCACUGUAGCAGCAUGUGCUCAGUACAGAGCUAAAGACAACACUCUUGACACCAAAGCUCCACACAGUUACCAAUACAGUAAUACGCAGCCUACUACAGAGUUCUGCAGGCCAGUUUAUUUUAAGAUAUUCCCUCUGAUGUAGGUGUUCAUCUGUUUUCAAGUUAUGGAGAUUUCAAGAGGGCACACGUUGCGAAUCAAAAAUGUAUUAGGAUCUCACACACUCAAAUAUAUUUGUACUUGGUUUGGACAGCUUUAGUUGUCUUCAAUUUGAUGCAUCAAAAUCCCCAGUGCCUACAUAGUAGCUCAGUCUGUUAUCUGAAUGAAGCAGUGCAUCUGAGUUUGUUUUCCUGCCGUGUAUGCUAUUCUAAUGCUAAUGCAUAGCAUGGAGGAUAGCCCUUGCACUGAUAUAUUGAGAAACGGGGCCAAAUCUGCUGCAGUUAUUGAACUUCAUGUUGGCCCCAUAACGUCAGAGAUUUUGAUUAUUGGAAAGGAAUAUAAUUUCCCUACAUGGUCAAAACAAACCUAAACCAGACUUGAGAUCGCGUUCCGACACCUUUCUUUAUUACUCUUGUCUCCGUUACCCUUUUUGAUCACCGGACUCAGGAGCCAGGAUGACUUUUUGAAUGAGAUCGCGCGUAACAAAUUGACUGUUUCUUUCAUUUUCUUCUCCUCAGUGUUCUCCUCCUGAUGCUUGUUUCCUCUUUGUGUUGCUCUAUAAGUGCUGUGAAGCAGACGCUGAAAGCUCAGUGUCCAAAUGCUGCAAUGUCAUGGGAAAAGCUUGUUUCUGUGUUUGAACGCUGCCUCUGCCCAGGGUCAGCAUCAGGGCCUGUUGGAGAGAUCUAACACUAUUACCAGUGGUAACUUUACAUUGCCUUACUUAAUCAAAAGUCAUUAAGAUCAUACAUACGUUCCUUCCUUUUUUAGCCAUUUUUUAAAAGUUAAAAUCAGUUUUCUUCAUGUGGCCCUCAUGGUGACCUGCUGGUGUUGAGUGUUCAGAAAAUGCCUGUCUAUCAAAGUCGCGUGUUGACUUGUGUUUUAUCUGGGGGGGGUCCUGUGUCUAUGUGCAGGCAUGUGAGUGUCCCUCCGAUAUCUGAUUGUGCUUUAAUACUGUACAUGAAUUACUCUUUUGUGGAUCUUGACUAGCCUGAAUAAAUUUUGUAUACAUUUGUACACUUAUACUAUUUACUGUAUAAAAGAGAAAAUGAAAUGGAAGAAAAAUGUUUAUAAUAUGGUGUUGAUUAUUGUGCAGAUAUAAUAUAUUCACAAUAAAAGUGUUGUAUUGUUA
Messenger RNA from Labrus mixtus (cuckoo wrasse), 5417 nucleotides. RefSeq names its product voltage-dependent calcium channel subunit alpha-2/delta-1. The transcript is spliced from 39 exons. The coding region runs from base 176 to 3418 and encodes 1080 amino acids. The record is from RefSeq and is a predicted model, not a curated record. NCBI's taxonomy places the organism in Eukaryota, Metazoa, Chordata, Actinopteri, Labriformes, Labridae. Gene Ontology annotation, molecular function: voltage-gated calcium channel activity. Gene Ontology annotation, cellular component: L-type voltage-gated calcium channel complex.